AUGUUACGAAGCUGUCUAGGUCGACUUCUCUGCUACACCAUUCUCAGUGAGCGUCACUCACUCAUUCCACCGGCCUCUAUCACAUCUGCAAAGUUCCUGCAUGCUCUCUUGGGUGCCGCAUGCCCCGCCCCAUCCGCCCUAUCUGAGGGUACAUGUGCACAGCCCCUAAUAUUGCAGAGCGACUCUCCCUUGCCUCGUCGCAAAGUCCCUGGCGCUCAGUUGUUGUCAUCGUCAAUGGGCGACUAA
Molecule: messenger RNA, 246 nt
Organism: Penicillium coprophilum
Lineage: Eukaryota; Fungi; Ascomycota; Eurotiomycetes; Eurotiales; Aspergillaceae
Exons: 1
Coding region: 1-246 (81 amino acids)
Source: RefSeq, a predicted model, not a curated record